UCAUCCAGAGUCGGUCAGCUGGCUCCACCAUCUGAACAGCAGCAGGGAGAGCCUCUCCCAUAGGGAGACACAGCACCAUCACCACCACCACCACCCGAGUCUGGCCAACAGCCGCCCGCUGGAAGGGUUGAACAAAAACAUGGAGGAAACGACAUUAUAGCAGCGGAUUUGGACUGAUAGAUUAUUUAUUUCCCUUAUUUAUUAUUAAUUUAUUUAUUUCCCUUAGCCAGCAGCAAUGGCCGAGGUCCAUGGCUGCGGCUGCUGAGAGAAAGGCAGGUGCAAUAUCAUCGACGAAGGAAGGCAUGGACUCAACGAGGGCCGACCCACAGGCUGGCCACUGCGCCCAGGAUCAGACGCUCUCUGCGGGAGGAGAGUGAUAGCUUGGCCGCGUCUGGAGGCGACACAACCGGGCUGCUGCUGGAGGAGGAGGAGGAGGGGGCCUCUUUACAUCUUUACAUCAAGAUAUUACAGCCACUUAUUUCAAGGUUAUGCGCCCUUACACACAGCAACAAGCCUGUCUUCAUGCAGUGAAUCUGUGCUGCUGCAACAUUACUGUUAUUUGAGUAAAUCCUGUGAUUAAAUGUGCGUUUUUCUGCACUGACUGCAAACCUUGUGACAGAUCUCGCCUUAUUGUAGGCCCUGAAAUAAAAAAAUAAAAACACUGUGAGCGCAGCCUCCUCCUCCAUCAUCAUCCAGCCGGUUCCUAGCAGCUUUGCCAAGAUGAUGGAGCUGCAGAUAGACGAGGUGGUGUACCAGGACGACUACGGCUCCGGCUCCGUGAUGUCGGAGCGUGUGUCCGGCCUGGCCAACAGCAUCUACCGGGAGUUCGAGCGGCUGAUCCGCAGCUACGACGAGGAGGUGGUGAAGGAGCUGAUGCCGCUGGUGGUGAACGUCCUGGAGAACCUGGACGCGGUGCUGACGGAGAACCAGGAGCACGAGGUGGAGCUGGAGCUGCUGAAGGAGGACAACGAGCAGCUCAUCACCCAGUACGAGAGGGAGAAAGCGCUUCGCAAGCAGGCGGAGGAGAAAUUCAUUGAAUUUGAGGAUGCGUUGGAAGCUGAGAAGAAGGACCUGCAGGUGCAGGUGGAGUUUCUGGAGCUGCAGACGAAACAGCAGGAGCUCAAGUCAAAGAACUAUUCUGACCAGAUCACUCGGUUGGAGGAGCGAGAAUCAGACAUGAAGAAAGAGUACAACGCUCUGCACCAGCGCCACACUGAGAUGAUCCAGACGUACGUCGAGCACAUAGAGCGGUCCAAAAUGCAGCAGGCAGGCAGCCAAUCAGAAGCCCCCGGCUGUGGACGAACCAAAGCGGAGCGCCCGCCUUCAUUGAGCCUGUACCCCAGCGGCGAGGGCAUGGUACGUGGGGGUCUCGGGGGGGCUAGGAUGAUGCCCGGGAAAGACAUCUGGCAGGUCAGCGAGCUCGGCCAGUCUACCUUCUGCCUAUCAGGUGGGACAGACAGCGGCCAUGACCUCCUCUUCCACGACCACAACCGCAGCCUGGAGAGUGGAAGGAGGAGGGGCGGGCCUUAUUGCUGCCCGUCCUGCUAUCAGAUUGGUUGGUGCUGUUUGUCUCCUGCUUCCAUGUCAUUGUCUCAAACCACCAAGGAGGACGGAUCAGAGUCCGACUUGGAGGCGGCCACACCCAGCAGCACAGGAAGCAAGUCCAACACACCCACCUCCUCCGUCCCCUCCGCCACUGUCACCCCCAUCAACGAGGGCUUCCUCCCGCCAACCGAGUUUGAUGUGAUGCGGGCUGGGAACCGCAGGAAAGGUGCCAAGCGGCUCAGCCGAAAUAUGGAGGUGCAGGUUUCCCAGGAAACCAGGAAUGUCAGCAUCGGUAUGGGAAGCAGCGAUGAGUGGUCCGAGUUUCAGGAGAUCAUCGAUUCUACCCCUGAGCUGGACAUGUGUGUGGACCCCCGUGUGUACGGAGGAGGAAACAGCCCCUCCCAGGGCAUCGUGAACGAGGCCUUCGGCAUCAACACCGACUCUCUCUACCACGAGAUCAAAGACGCCAAGUCGGACAUCAUUGGAGAUGUAGAUGCAGGCGCAGAGCUGCUAGGCGAGUUCUCAGUCCGUGAUGAUUUCUUCGGGAUGGGUAAGGAGGUGGAGAACCUGCUGACGGAGAACAAACAGCUCCUAGAGACCAAAAAUGCUCUCAACAUUGUGAAAAAUGACCUUAUUGCCAAAGUGGACGAGCUGUCGGGGGAGCAGGAGGUGCUGAGGGAGGAGCUGGAGGCUCUGAGGCAGUCCAAGAACAAAGUGGACGCCAGAGUCAAGGAGCUGGAAGAAGAACUCAGGAGGUUAAGAGCAGAGGCUCUCGGUGCGUCUCGGGACUCCAAGGAUGAAGGAGGCGACGAUUUUUCAUCACCCAUGCAGGACGGCGACAUGACAAUGACGCAGCGGCGGCGGUUCACCCGGGUGGAGAUGGCCCGCGUGCUGAUGGAGAGGAAUCAGUACAAAGAGAGACUGAUGGAGCUGCAGGAAGCCGUACGGUGGACGGAGAUGAUCAGGGCGUCCAGGGAGAGUCCUCAAAUCACAGAGAAAAAGAAGUCCACCAUCUGGCAGUUCUUUUCGCGUCUCUUCAGCACAUCGUCCAGCCCUCCACCCAUCAAGCGGCCGUACUACAGCGUCAACAUCCACUACAAGUCGCCCUCGCCGGCUGGUUUCUCUCAGCGCCGCAGCCACACCAUGUGUCAGAUCUCCACCUCAAACCGCACGCUGGAGUUCUUCCCCGAAGAUGACUCGGCACUGUUGGCUCGCCGAGAGCAGCGGCGUGAACAGUACCGGCAGGUCCGCGAGCACAUGCGCCGCGAUGACGGCAUCAUGCAAGCCUGUGGCUGGAGCGUGCCAUCUCGCUUCAAACAGCCUGGUGUUCCGACGGACAGCGCUCAGGACAGCCCGCUGAAGAGACCACAGAUCACUAACGAGAAAGAGGACAACCGCAUGAAGAAUGUGCCCGUCCCGGUGUACUGCCGUCCUCUGGUAGAGAAGGACCCCAACAGAAAGUUGUGGUGUGCAGCUGGCGUGGACCUGACAGGAUGGAAGGCCAGCAGCCCGGAGGUGGUACCAGCCAAAGCACUGUCAGGCGGCAGCGACCCCCUGCACGUUGAGGAGAACGGAGGUGGCAAGAAGAGCAGCCAUAGCUCCCCAGAGAAGAGGAAGUCGAAGGAACUCCAGGAAACAGACACCAUGAGCAGUCGAGUGUGGAUCCUCACCAGCACCCACUCUGCCAGCAAGGUGGUCAUCAUCGAUGCCAACCAGCCGGGCUCGCUGGUCGACCAGUUCAACGUCUGCAACGCCCACGUGCUCUGCAUCUCCAGUGUGCCUGCUGCCAGCGAGAGCGACUAUCCAGCAGGAGAGAUCGUGUUGGAUCCAGGUGACGGUGGAGCAGGCGCUGGUGGCGAGGAUGCUGGCAGCGUGGAGGGCAUGUUGGCUGGUAUCACUCUCGUCGGCUGUGCCACCAACUGCAGCGUCGCCCGUAGCAACUGCUCCUCACGCACUGACACGCCCAUAAUGGACAAAGGACAAGCCCCCACCGCUCCCCCCAUGAAUGGGAAGAUUCACACUGCCCAGUCGGCCGAGGAGGCCAUGGAGGCCACAGAGGUUCCCGAGUCAACGGCCAGCCAAGCAGAGCUGAGAUCUGGACCUCCAGGACCAUUUACUGAGCACGUCUUCACCGACCCCCAGCCUCGUCUAUCAGACGCCUCUGACAGGAGCGCAGGUCAAUCCAAAGAGGAAACUUCUCAGCUUCCAGAGUCGGAGGACGGAGGUGAAGACACCAAGACCUACACCAGCGUGGCCCCCACUAUGUGGCUCGGGGCCCAGAACGGCUGGCUCUACGUCCACUCAGCCGUUGGAAACUGGAAGAAGUGCCUCCACUCCAUCAAACUCAAAGACUCUGUGCUCAGUCUGGUACACGUGAAAGGUCGUGUGCUGGUCGCCCUCGCUGACGGGACCCUCGCCAUAUUCCAUAGAUCAGAGGAUGGCCAGUGGGAUUUGUCCAAUUACCACCUAAUGGACCUCGGUCGGCCUCAUCACUCCAUCCGCUGCAUGGCUGUAGUACAUGAUAAGGUUUGGUGCGGCUACAAGAACAAGAUCCACGUCAUCCAGCCCAAGAGCAUGCAGAUCGAGAAGUCCUUCGACGCCCACCCUCGCAGGGAGAGUCAGGUGCGACAGCUUGCGUGGAUCGGUGACGGUGUUUGGGUGUCGAUCCGGCUAGACUCGACCCUGCGUCUCUACCAUGCGCACACACACCAGCACCUCCAGGAUGUGGACAUCGAGCCAUACGUCAGCAAGAUGCUGGGUACUGGCAAGCUGGGCUUUUCUUUUGUGCGAAUCACAGCACUUCUGAUUGGUGGAAACCGUCUCUGGGUAGGAACUGGAAACGGCGUGAUCAUCUCCAUCCCACUGACAGAGACGGUGGUCCUUCACCGGGGACAGCUCCUUGGGUUGAGGGCCAAUAAGGUGUCUCCUACAUCGUCCGGCGGAGUGAUCCAUGUGUACGGUGACGACGGCUCUGAGAAGAGCACCGGCAGCUUCAUCCCCUACUGCUCCAUGGCACAAGCCCAGCUCUGUUUCCACGGACACCGCGAUGCUGUCAAGUUCUUCGUCUCUGUACCCGGUAAUGUUCUGGCCACCCUAAACGGCAGUGUACUUGACAGUCCAUCGGAGGGGCAGGGGUCAACAGCGCCCCAAGAGACUGAGGCCCAGAGUGUUCACAAUGUGUUGGUGCUGAGUGGAGGAGAGGGCUACAUCGACUUCCGUAUAGGAGAUGGAGAGGAUGAUGAGACAGAGGCAGAAGCAGACAGUGGUGGAACAUCGCAGAUAAAACCUGCUUUGUGUAAAGCUGAGCGGAGCCACAUCAUCGUCUGGCAGGUGUCUUACAUACCUGAGUGACACCUGGAUCUGCUUUAACACCCACACCCACUCACCUCCUUAAAGAAAUCUCCUCCUGCCCCCCAAAAGCUUCCAGCCACCCAAACCUUGUAAUUAUCCCUGGUCAUGUAAAAGUUCCCCCUUGGCUCUAAAACGACCCUCCAAGCCGUGUAUCGUACCCUUGUAACUAUUAUAUCCCCUCCUGCCCCGUCACCUUGUAACUUAAAUGCCUUGUAAGUACCUCCUCUGAUCUAGUAAUCUGCCUGCCAUCCUGUUUCUGUCCCACACAGGGCAUUGUUACUAUCUUCAUGAGCCUUGUAACCCAGCCUCAUAACUACCUCCCUCCUCUGCAUCGAUCUUAUAUUCACCCUGUAAGCACACUGUAUCUCCUCCUAUAUUUACCUCAACUGUCCUGCAUCUGCCCCAGAGUUAUCCUCCUCUUCCUACACUUAGUUUGUCACCUGUGAAGCCUCCACCUUGUCUUAAAGGAAAGCCCUGAGCCCUAACAUGCAUCAAUUGUACCAAAAAAAAAGAAGUACAAAAAUGUGAAUGACAACAGUGACUUGCAUUUUCACCAGAAACCUGUCUGAUUUUUCUAACAGCUAAUCAGUAAUCCAUAACCAUUUAUGCCAUGAUAUGUUUAAAUGCAGUUAUUGGAUGCAGGUGUCUUUUGACAGUGUGUGUGAGUUAAAACAAGACAGCAUACAGACUUGUUUUGGCUUCAAGAUUGUAAUGGAUGGCAAAUAGGUUUGGGUCACUUUUUACGACAACAUGGAAGAAAAUGGAAAGUCAAAAUUACAGCAUGUCAGAUUCAGUACAGAAGUCUGGGCUUUUUUGGCCGCUAUCUAAAACAUUUUGCAUCCAAUCUCGCAGUCACGUCUAUUUAAACAGUCUCGAUUAAUGACGUCUGCUCAUUUUCUAUCCUGAUCAAAACAACCCUCAUGAGGAUAUAAUGACUUAGAGUGCGGUAACAGGCCCCAAAUGAACCCCCGAUGUGAAUCAAAUGUCAUGCUAGAGUCGUGUGAACAAGGUUAUUUAAACCAGUCGAAUGGGGUUGUGCUUUAUGUGUCAAGGGUUCAGUCCGAGACUAAUUUCUCUCAUCUGACUGGCUGUUGAUCAGACGGUUCGUUGUGAAGCAGGUGAACAGUGAUGUGUUGUCAUUAUGUGUACAGGGAUUAUUGUAAAUCUCCAGACACACUGAAGCCCAUCCUCUUUGUUCAGUAUGGAAAUUCAUGCAUUGAUCUCUAUCUGUGUGGAUUAAAUAUUAAACAUAUUUGUGUGCUGAAAAAACGUA
This is a messenger RNA of Sebastes umbrosus (honeycomb rockfish), 6169 nucleotides long. It is a transcript of the gene mapk8ip3, whose product is annotated as mitogen-activated protein kinase 8 interacting protein 3. Gene Ontology annotation, cellular component: cytoplasm. Bases 721 to 4896 code for a protein of 1391 amino acids. Gene Ontology annotation, biological process: vesicle-mediated transport. The transcript has 34 exons. NCBI's taxonomy places the organism in Eukaryota, Metazoa, Chordata, Actinopteri, Perciformes, Sebastidae. The record is from RefSeq and is a predicted model, not a curated record. Gene Ontology annotation, molecular function: signaling receptor complex adaptor activity; kinesin binding; MAP kinase scaffold activity.